Messenger RNA from Phialemonium atrogriseum, 1386 nucleotides. Its product is annotated as translation elongation factor EF-1 alpha. The coding region runs from base 1 to 1386 and encodes 461 amino acids. Gene Ontology annotation, biological process: translation; translational elongation. The transcript is spliced from 6 exons. Gene Ontology annotation, molecular function: translation elongation factor activity; GTP binding; GTPase activity. NCBI's taxonomy places the organism in Eukaryota, Fungi, Ascomycota, Sordariomycetes, Cephalothecales, Cephalothecaceae. The record is from RefSeq and is a predicted model, not a curated record.
AUGGGAAAGGACGAGCGCCCUCACAUUAACCUCGUCGUCAUCGGCCACGUCGACUCUGGCAAGUCCACGACGACCGGCCAUUUGAUCUACCAGUGCGGUGGUAUCGACAAGCGUACCAUUGAGAAGUUCGAGAAGGAAGCCGCUGAGCUUGGCAAGGGCUCCUUCAAGUAUGCCUGGGUUUUGGACAAACUGAAGGCCGAGCGUGAGCGUGGUAUCACCAUUGAUAUCGCCCUCUGGAAGUUCGAGACUCCCAAGUACCAUGUCACCGUCAUCGAUGCCCCGGGUCAUCGUGACUUCAUCAAGAACAUGAUUACUGGUACUUCCCAGGCCGAUUGCGCUAUCCUCAUCAUUGCCGCCGGUACUGGUGAGUUCGAGGCUGGUAUCUCCAAGGAUGGCCAGACUCGUGAGCACGCUCUGCUUGCCUACACCCUCGGUGUUAAGCAGCUUAUCGUCGCCAUCAACAAGAUGGACACUGCCAAGUGGGCUGAGGAGCGGUACAACGAAAUCAUCAAGGAGACCUCCAACUUCAUCAAGAAGGUUGGUUACAACCCUAAGCAGGUUCCGUUCGUUCCCAUCUCGGGCUUCAACGGCGACAACAUGCUUGCUGCCUCCACCAACUGCCCGUGGUACAAGGGCUGGAAGAAGGAGAUCAAGGGUGGCAACGAGGUCACCGGCAAGACCCUUCUCGAGGCCAUCGAUGCCAUCGAGCCCCCCAAGCGUCCCACCGACAAGCCCCUUCGUCUUCCCCUUCAGGAUGUCUACAAGAUUGGCGGUAUUGGAACAGUGCCCGUCGGCCGUAUCGAGACUGGUAUCAUCAAGCCCGGCAUGGUCGUCACUUUCGCCCCCUCCAACGUCACCACUGAAGUCAAGUCUGUGGAGAUGCACCACGAGCAGCUCGCUGAGGGUCUCCCCGGUGACAACGUCGGCUUCAACGUGAAGAACGUCUCUGUCAAGGAAAUCCGCCGUGGCAACGUUGCUGGUGACUCCAAGAACGAUCCUCCCAUGGGCGCUGCUUCCUUCACCGCCCAGGUCAUCGUCCUCAACCACCCCGGCCAGGUCGGUGCCGGCUACGCCCCCGUCCUCGACUGCCACACUGCCCACAUCGCUUGCAAGUUCUCCGAGAUCCUCGAGAAGAUCGACCGCCGUACUGGUAAGUCGGUUGAGAACAACCCCAAGUUCAUCAAGUCCGGCGACGCUGCCAUCGUCAAGAUGGUUCCGUCCAAGCCCAUGUGCGUCGAGGCCUUCACCGACUACCCUCCUCUCGGUCGUUUCGCCGUCCGUGACAUGCGUCAGACCGUCGCUGUCGGUGUCAUCAAGGCCGUCGAGAAGGCCGUUGCCGGUUCCGGCAAGGUCACCAAGUCCGCUGCCAAGGCCGCCAAGAAAUAA